This is a messenger RNA of Brienomyrus brachyistius, 1785 nucleotides long. It is a transcript of the gene c2h9orf85, whose product is annotated as chromosome 2 C9orf85 homolog. The coding region runs from base 200 to 751 and encodes 183 amino acids. NCBI's taxonomy places the organism in Eukaryota, Metazoa, Chordata, Actinopteri, Osteoglossiformes, Mormyridae. The record is from RefSeq and is a predicted model, not a curated record. The transcript is spliced from 4 exons.
GCGUUAUCAAAGGAGCUGGUGCCCGAGGGGAAACGACAGAUUUAAAGAAACAGUGCCAAUCACGUGUAGGAAUUCGGAAACAACGCGAGAACUGCAUCGCCCCCGGGGUUUAUUUUGUUCCGGGUCGAGGACAGGUCUACCAUGAGACUCGGGUGAAUUUUGAAUUCUUGGGCGAAUUAAGUAAUGUUUGAUCAUCGACAUGAGUUCUCAGAAGGGCAAUACCGCUCGUACGCGAGGCCAGAAGUACCAAAACACAACUGCUUUCAAAAAUAACAAAUAUGGGACGAGUGUUCAGGUCAAAACAGCAACUGCAAAGGUCCAUGAUGGGGUCUGCCAACAUUGCAAAGAUGUUUUGGAAUGGAAAGUGAGAUAUAACAAAUACAAACCUCUAACUCAGCCUCGAAAAUGUGUGAAGUGCCUGCAGAAAACUGUGAAGGAUGCGUACUACAUCAUCUGCAAGCCCUGCGCCCUGAGAUUGCAGCAAUGUGCCAAGUGUGGGAAAGAGAGAGACAUUGUUACCCCGCUUAAUACUAAUGAGGAGGAAGAAGAGGGCAGUGACCAGGCAAGCGGAGCUCAAAGGAGGGGGCAACGGCAACAGACAAAACACCAAAAGUUAGACGAUGAUGACAGUGAUGAUUUUGACUCUGAAAGUGAACUGGAUUUCCCUGAAAAUGGUGAUGGAUCAGUAAGUAACCACAGUGAAGUUCAGGUCCCUGAUAUCUCAUCUGUGAAGAUACAGGACACAAGCUGAGGCAGUGUGACUUUUGCAAAGUCAUUGUGUUGACUGUCAAUAUUUUCCCUUAAGUUGAUGUUGCUGCAGUUGUAUACAGUCACCAGAAGGUGGCUCUUUGAUAGUCACUAAGAAUUAUUUGUGUAACUGGGAUAAUGAUUGUUUUGUCCAAAGUGUUGCUCCCAUUAAGCCUGUAGGUUAAAUUAAAUGGACUUUUAAUGCUGAAGAAGGGUAAAAAUGUAAACUGUAAUAACGUGUGUAGAUGGACUGACACUUGGUAAUACUUUAGUUCUCUUGAUGCAGGACAGUACAAUAUCAGUUAUUUCGUAGUUGGAUUUCUUGUUUGGCCGUUCUUGACUCCAAACAAGAUCUAAUAUUCAGAAAUGUAGUGUUAUCUGAGAUAAUCCAAAGACCAGAUUAUCCGGAGUUAACCGGUUCAAUUAAUAUGCCAAUUUCGAGUCGUGCUUUACAAAGAACUUUAGUCAUAAAGUUGCUGGAGCAUGCAAGUUACCAGAGCAUGUCAUUGUCUGUAUAAACAAUUCAUAACUAAAGAGUUCAUCGUGUACUUUGGUGUCACCGGCCUAUGGUGCCUCAUUGUGUACUGGAAGUGUAAAUGAGCACAUUUACUGGGGACAAGGCUUGACUAAAGAAUCUAUGAUUGGGUUUCUGCUUAAUGUCUCCUUAAUGAGAGGUUAAUGUACUGGCAUUCAGGAAUAGUGGAAAAGGACUCCAGCGUGGCCUUUUACCUGAAAUGUGUAACAUAAUCAUGUCUGCACCUGGCUCAUUUUUAUAUCGGGGGGGAGGGAAGUCAGUUCGCCACUUGUCAGCAUUUUCUAAUGAGACUCAGUUCCUGUCAUGUCUGUCAUCAGCAUUUUUGAAGUAUCAUAUGACAUUUACUGUUCUCUUAUCCCUACUAAAGACACCCAGACCCUGAUCCCUGCAUUCAUUCCACAACCUGACGGACCCAAUGUAUUGUAUUCGUUCCUUCUUGCUUUUUUUUUGUUGAAUCCAUCUCCACUUUUGACCCUAAAUAAAGCCCUUGUUCGUUGAUCUGA